This is a messenger RNA of Nelumbo nucifera (sacred lotus), 2601 nucleotides long. Its product is annotated as Haloacid dehalogenase-like hydrolase (HAD) superfamily protein. Gene Ontology annotation, biological process: deoxyribonucleotide catabolic process. The record is from RefSeq and is a predicted model, not a curated record. Gene Ontology annotation, molecular function: 5'-nucleotidase activity. Lineage: Eukaryota; Viridiplantae; Streptophyta; Magnoliopsida; Proteales; Nelumbonaceae.
CGUCGUAAAAAAGUAGGGGAAAAAACAGGGGAAUUCGAAAAUCGUGCCAAGGACUUCGCCGUCGCCGCGAGGCCGCACCCAUCAWGAAGUGAAGAACCCUCAAAAUAGAAGCCCACAAUCAAUCAAUCAUAUAAACGAGAAUCAUAGGUUGAGGCCUAAGGCCGCAGGGAGGCAGGAACCGAAACCAGACGUCCAGAAUCUCCAUACCACUCUUUGUAUCAAUAGAUUUAGCAUAUUCGAAGUUUCGAACCAAUCUGUUGAUCCGUUGAAAGCCUUUGACGAUCUCUCCGGACUAUGCUGACGAGAUCAUUCCGGACAAAGUCUCGGUCUUGAUUUCCACGUCGUUGUUCCAAAUUCUUUAUUAUUUGCAACUCUCCUGUUUAUUUAUAAAUCUUUCUUAUCACUCUAAUCACCACGUCCCUCCCUCCCGUUUGCUUUGUGCUUUUUUUCAUUUGUUGAUUUUCCUCUCCUUCUCUCUCUCUCUCUCUUCUUUUUUUUUCUUGAAUUUCUUUCCUUCUUCGGGAGGGAGGGGGGAUGAACUGAUUUUGUACUGUUACGAUUUGAUGGUUAUUUCGUAUGGGUAUUUUUUAUCUUCUCCUUUGAGAUCUUUUUUUUUUUUAAUUUAUUUUUUUUAUGAAUAGUUAGCCUUGAGCUUAUCUCAGAAAGCCCGUUUCGUUUCUUGGAUUCCUUACUGCUAAUUAGCUAUGAACCAUUGAUUUUAUGAGAUGGGCACUUCUGAUCUUUUAUCUUGAAAUUGUAUUCGGACUUCGGAAUAUUUCUUUCAGUUUUUUGUAGGAAAAAUGGAAUCUUUUUCCGUUACUGAGAUAUCAUAGAAUAUUUUUGGAUGGGUCUUUGUGAUUUUCGAGACUAUCUACAGCGGAGCUUUUCGUUUCUUAAUCUUCUCGGUUUCGUCGGAAAACGGAGGCUCUUAUCCGACUCAACUUUGAGAUGGGGAUAAAAAUUUAGAUGGGUGUUUGUUGUUGCCUGCAAGCCCAUUUUGAUAUUUGCCUGUAACUUCUUUAUCUUAGGAUUUGAGGAAAUUCCUUGCAAUUCUAUAUUGACAUUUUUAUUCAAUAACUCCUAGGUUUCUGGAAAAUUACUUGACUGGUUUUUCUAGGGUUGGCUUGAAUAUGAAAUCGUUAUGGUAAAAAGGCAAAGUUUUCGCUUGCUUUCUCGUCGAAUCAUUUCUUCAUAUUGGCCUGCGAUGGCAUUACUUAACAAGGAGCCAUUCUUUGGGGGUUUCCACGGGUUUAGACGGGUGCAUACGGCAAACGUGAAGCCUCGGUUUCCUGCAAAGGUUUCCAUUGACGCAGGUAGCAGUUUAUGGAUAAAUGCCAGCAAGGUGUUAAGCUUGAAGGGUUCCUAUGAUCACUGUGACAGUCUUAGGAUGAAGGCAAUUGAUGGCUUGAGCUUGAAUGGAUGCUCUGAUCACUUUGACCGCCUUGGCAGAAGGGCCGAUGAUGGAUUCCAAAAGGCUCAUGCAUUGGCUCCAUACCCUCAGCUCGCUCGCGAUUUGGAGGUUGGGCUUGAAGAGGCCAAAGGUGCCAGCACCCGGUCGAUGAGUGAUCGUGGUUCGUACAAGGGUGGGAAGUCUCUUGGGUUCCUUGAUCAACCAGUGCCCAAUAAACUCAUUGUUGCCGUCGAUGUGGAUGAGGUUCUUGGAAACUUUGUUUCGGCCUUGAACAAAUUUAUUGCUGAUCGUUACUCUUCAAAUCACUCAGUUUCAGAGUACCAUGUGUAUGAAUUCUUUAGGAUAUGGAAUUGUUCUCGGGAUGAAGCUGAUAUCCGUGUUCACGAGUUUUUUAAGACUCCAUAUUUCAAGAAAGGGAUUCAUCCUAUCCCAGGUGCUCGACAGGCUCUCCAUAAGCUAUCUGCAUUUUGUGAUCUAUCAGUUGUGACGUCUCGGCAGAAUGCAAUCAAAGACCACACAAUUGAAUGGAUCGAAGAGCACUACCCAGGAUUAUUUCAGGAGAUUCACUUUGGCAAUCACUUUGCUUUGGAUGGGAAAUCAAGACCCAAGUCAGAUAUUUGCAGGUCCUUGGGAGCACAAGUUCUGAUUGAUGAUAACCCACRAUAUGCCAUUGAAUGUGCAGAAGUUGGAAUUAGGGUUCUACUUUUUGAUUAUCAAAAUUCAUACCCUUGGUGCAAAACAGGAUCAGAUAAUUUGCAUCCCUUGGUGACUAGGGUUCAUGACUGGGAAGAAGUAGAGCAACGGUUAGCAUCGUGGGUUUUGUCUUAAGCUUUCUAGCAGCCUUAAUUGGUGCUAACCAGAAUACCCAUCUGUUUUUAAAUACUCGCCUGGUUCAUGUAUCGUAAAAGAUUGCGUAGAUUCUGAAAGUACGGAUCGUCUGAUGCUGCAAUAUUUAGCAAGACAGGAGAAGACUAGAAAAACCAGGUCGAUGACAGGAGAAAAGUUGUUAGUUGGUUCAUGGGUGUUUUUUGAGACGUAAUGCUACCAAUGUAAAUUGUAAAAUAGUGGUGGGAGACUCGAUAUUGAUUGGCUGAUUCUGGAUGUUAAUGUUCACUUUGAUUUAUCUUUCAAUUGUAAUUCCAAUUUGAUAAUUCCAGCAAAUAUACUUCGUCAGGAACUGUUUUCCUUCA